AUGCGGGAGGAAUUGGGAUCAGCCUUGGACGGCACUGGGGUUGACGAGCCGGAUGAUGCCUGUGCAUCCCUCCUCAAGUAUUUGACCUACGAGCCUGAUGAGAGACUUGGUCUAUGUUUUCUGCCUAGGCUUGACCAGUCAAUCUACCUAAUGAUCGCCCCUGUGGUGACUACACACUUUAAUGGAACAAAGACACAAAAUUGUCUGACAAGUCGGGCCCUCAAGGUCCUCCCACCAUCGGUCGGACCCGGCGCCUACAUGCAGUACGUACCUGUAGCCGGGCCCCACUGGGGACUUUGUCUCAGCGGGGAGCACCGUGCAAAAAAAAAGUUGGUGGGGGUGAGAUCAGAUUUCUGCCAGGGGGCCAGGGACAUCAACGUGCACGUCCCUAUUCUCACGGCUUAUCUAAUCGGGCGACUCGACCUCGCUUAUCUUAUCUCGUUGCCCGGUCAUCGCAGUAAACAAGGAUUGUGUCUCUUUGUCCCAUCGGCAUCAUUCGCGACCCAGACGACCCAGCUUUAG
Colletotrichum lupini is the source of this 522-nucleotide messenger RNA. RefSeq lists its product as uncharacterized. The transcript has 5 exons. The record is from RefSeq and is a predicted model, not a curated record. NCBI's taxonomy places the organism in Eukaryota, Fungi, Ascomycota, Sordariomycetes, Glomerellales, Glomerellaceae. Bases 1 to 522 code for a protein of 173 amino acids.